AAGGCAUCGUCGGUGCACUGCAAUGAUCACAGCAAGCAACAGCAGCGUACCACGGCCACCCUGAGUGGCGGGGCGCACAUUACCAUGUCGAGUGCCUCGCCAUGGCACGGCAUUGGCUCCCCCCUCCAUCUAAGUGGUGGGGCACGCUCCCGCAGACGCUCGACAGUAGCGCCCAUGCGGCGGCCAUUGGCAAUCUAUCGGCGGUUAACACUAGCGUCAGCAUCAAGACUUACAACAACAAUCAGCAGCAGCAGCAGAAUCAUGUCAUUGCUUCGCAACGGAAUGACGUCCUCUUUGAGAAGGACUAUCAUGGUGUGUCCCCAGCCAGCCUGCAACAGCACCAGUCGCACCAUCGGGGAGCUGGCGUGCCCCAUCAUCAUUUGGCGGGGACUCCCGGAGCGCCAAAUAUACGAGUCGGAGCCGGCGGCAGCGUCAUGGUGGCCUUUGAGAAGGAGCAUCGCAACAAUCAUCAUGUACAGAAGUUCGUGGGAGGACACUCGCAGAACCAGAACCUGUCGCAUGGCCACAAUGCCAAGAAGUCGCCCAGCUAUGGCCUCUCCUCGGUAAUUGGAUCCUUGCCGCACCUUUCGGACAAUAACCUAGACCGCAGCUCGCCGGGAAUCAACUAUGGUGCGACCGCUGUCCUGACCGCUAUCCACCAUGCGGGUCCGAAUAACUCUGCAGCAGCAGCAGCCGCCGCCAGACGGCAGGGCGGCGAGGACGGUGGCCUGUAUGGGAGUGGCGGAGCAGGCGGACCGCCGCCGGCCAAGCGAUCCAAGACCUUUUGCAGGGAUGUCAGCUUCUCGGAGGCAUCCAGCAAGUGCACCAUCUCGGAUGCGGCCUUUUUCGAUAAGGUGCGCAAGGCACUGCGCAGUCCCGAGGUGUAUGACAAUUUCCUGCGAUGUCUGACGCUAUUCAAUCAGGAAAUUGUGUCAAAAGCGGAACUCCUGGGACUCGUCUCACCCUUCCUGAUGAAGUUUCCCGAUCUUCUACGCUGGUUCUCCGACUUUCUGGGCCCGCCCAUUGGUUCGGGUCAGGGCCAGGGCCAGGUGGGAGGAGCAGGAGGCGCAGGACUUAUCGAUGGCAUGCCCCUGGCGGCCACACAACGACAGGGCGGCAGCAGCAACAGCAGCUCCCAUGAUCGGGACCGCGAACGGGGCGACAAUCAUCCCACUGCCGUCGAAUAUGUUCAAGAUGUGGAUCUGUCGGCGUGCAAGCGACUGGGCGCCUCCUACUGUGCCCUGCCGCAGUCGUCGGUGCCGAAAAAGUGCAGCGGACGUACGGCCCUUUGUCGUGAGGUGCUCAACGACAAGUGGGUAUCCUUUCCCACGUGGGCCAGUGAGGAUUCCACAUUUGUCACGUCGCGCAAAACGCAGUUCGAAGAGACAAUUUACAGGAAUAUUCACAGAACGGAGGACGAGCGAUUGGAGCUAGAUCUGGUCAUCGAGGUGAACAGCGCCACCAUCCAGGUGCUGGAGGGUGUCAACAAGAAGAUGUCGCGCAUGUCCAGCGAGGAGUUGGCCAAGUUCCAUUUAGAUGACACUCUGGGCGGCACAUCGCAGACGAUACACCAGCGCGCCAUUCAUCGGAUAUACGGCGACAAGUCGGGGGAGAUAAUCCAAGGCAUGAAGAAGAACCCCUCGGUGGCCGUGCCCAUUAUCCUGAAACGGCUGAAAGUCAAGGAGGAGGAAUGGCGGGAUGCACAGAAGGGCUUCAACAAGCAGUGGCGCGAGCAGAACGAAAAGUAUUAUCUCAAGUCACUGGACCAUCAGGCAAUCAACUUCAAGCCCAACGACAUGAAGGCCCUGCGCUCCAAGAGUCUGUUCAACGAGAUCGAAACGCUGUACGAUGAGCGGCACGAUCAGGAGGAUGAUGCCAUGGAGCAGGCUGGACCCCAUCUUUUGCUGCCCUACAAAGACAAGACCAUACUGGAUGAUGCCGCGAAUCUGUUGAUCCAUCAUGUCAAGCGGCAGACGGGCAUACAAAAGCAGGAGAAGCAGAAGAUCAAGCAGAUCAUACGACAAUUUGUGCCUGACCUGUUCUUUGCGCCGCGGCAGCCGCUCAGCGAAGAUGAGCGGGAUGAGGAUGACAAUAUCAAAAUGGACGUAGACCAGUCGCCGCUGGGUCGAGCCGACUCGGUGACUCGAAAUACCAAGGGAUCGCCCAGCGAGGGCGGAUCCCCAGCAUGCAGCACGGCGAGCACCAGCAGCAGUGCGGCGGCGGCUAAAAAUGAAGCUGAUGAUGUCAAGACAACGACGGGAUCAACAGCGACGACAGCAUCUUCAUCAUCUACGACAACAACAACGACGACGACGACGUCCGCGAGCUCAUCUACAGACGAUGCAACGCCAUCAACAUCCUCAGCGGCGGCAGUAACAGCAGCAGCAGCAGUUGCAUCUGGAUUAGAGGCCAAGACAAAGGAUGAGACUGUGUCCAACCGAGAUGAGGCAGCAGGCAGCAGUACCACCACCAGCACUGGCAGCGUAGUGUCCAGUCCCAGGCCAGGACAAGAUUCAGCAGCAGCAGCAGUAAAUCCCAGCGAUGUGGAAAUCAAGCAAGAGCAGCCACACUCUGACUUUGUCCGUCCCAAGCUUUUGCCACAGCAUGUACAGGGCCAGCAUGAGGAUGAAUCCUACUCGCUUUUCUUUGCCUCCAACAACUGGUAUCUGUUCCUGCGCUUACACGCGAUUCUCUGCGAUCGUCUUCAUCAUAUGUACGAGCGGGCGCGUCUACUGGCCAUCGAGGAGGAGCGUUGUCGGGUGAAUCGGCGAGAGAGCACCGCCACCGCGCUGCGGCUCAAGCCCAAGCCCGAGGUUGAAGUGGAGGACUACUAUCCCACCUUUCUGGAUAUGCUCAAGAAUGUCCUAGACGGCAACAUGGACUCGAACACGUUCGAGGACACGAUGCGUGAAAUGUUCGGCAUUUACGCCUACGUAUCCUUUACGCUGGACAAGGUUGUCUCGAACGCCGUUCGCCAGCUGCAGUAUUGCGUCACUGAGCGAGCCGCCUUGGACUGCGUGGAGUUGUAUGCCACCGAACAGCGGCGCGGCAGCACUGGCGGCUAUUGCCGCGAUGCCCACAAAACGUUCGACCGCGAGAUGAUGUAUCAGCGCAAGGCGGAGAGCAUGUUCAACGAAGAGAACUGCUUCAAGGUGUUCAUCUACAAAAUUAGCUGUCGCGUUACCAUCGAACUGCUCGACUCGGAGCCCGAAGAGGCGGACAAGCCGGCGCUGAAGGCCCAAAAGUUCAGCAAAUACGUCGAGAGAGUAGCGAAUCCAGGUCUCGGCGGCAGUGGCAGUGGGAAUAGUGCAGCCCUGAGCAGCGACAACAUUGUGGAAGAGUCCGACAUCAAGACGGAGGAGGAGGAUGAAAAUGCCGAGCAUUCGCGAGGAGGAGGAGGAGCACCCAAGGCACGUUUCCUGCAGCGCAACAAGCGCAGGUCGCAGCUACACGAGGAGCAAGUGCGCCAGUUGUUUGAUCAGAAGAGGAGCCGGAGUGAGCAUGUGGCAGCCGCAGGAGCCUCCACGACUAACGCUGCUGAGGCAGGCUCUGAAGCCAGUUCAACCGGCAGCAGCACCAAUAAUAAUAACAACAACAACAAUAACAAUUGGGGAAAGCGUCUGCCGGGAGCCCUACAGGUGGGCCUGGCCGAGCAGUAUGCCUUCAACGAUCGCGAUGAGAUCACCAGAAAUUCCAGCAACGGCCGAUGCUUUGUGACCAGCAAGAAUCUCAAGCUUCUCAAGUACGAUGCAGUGCGUCGUGCCAAGAAGAGUCAUUGCCGCGUCACUCAGGCGAAGUACGUGCGGUAUCAGGCCUACGUCAACAAUUGGCUGCAGCAGCACGUCAGCGAGCAACUGCUGCAGAACUGCAGCGAUUGGCUGCUGGGAAAGAAGGCGGAUCAGAUCAAUGCCAGUGGCUGGGGUGCCACCUGUAAGACCAAGUCGCUGCAGCAGAAGGAUACCUCCAAGCCCCCUUACCGCGUGUACACGAGAUACAAGGUCAUUCAACUUGGCGGCAGUGCGACGGGCGGCGGCUCAGUUGGUGGUCUGAUGGGCGGAACGGCGCCAUCAGCAACCACAGAAAACGCGGCAACAACAUCAACAGUAACCACUGUGUUGGCCGCCGCCGUGUCCUCCACCCACCCAAUAACCAAUAGCAGCAGCAGUAGCAGAAUUUUGUCAGGGGACUCGACCAACACCACUAAUACCCCACAGCAGCAUUGCAACAGUGCGGCAGCAGCAGCAGCACCCACGAAUGCCGCCGAGGCCCUGCAGCAGGUGCGUCCGAUGGAGAGCUAACCGGAGCGGGCAGCAGGAUCAGCAAAUGGAGCAGGAGCAUGGUCAGAUUCUGCCUGCAUAUGACGAUAUAAAGAUGCAAUGGGUGAUUUGUCUGUAUUCAAUAAAAAAAUUUAAUUAUAAAUGUGAUACCAGCCGCAGUUCGGCGCGGCUUUGGAUAUUGGAUAUAUAUUUCAUCGAAACGAAACAAAGCUCUUUUCACAUUGUACAAAAAGUCAUUUAAUCAUAGGCGUUUUGCUCAAAAACGAGAAUUAGAUAGGCUUACAGCUUGCAUAACUUUUAGCGUUAGAGUUCACCUAUGGCAGCGCGCUUUGUUUAUAGAGGCGCUUGUUUUUAUUGAGCUAGCAUUAAGUCAGACCCCUUUCUACCCACUAACGCAACCUAACUUGAUAAGCCAUAUAUAUAGUAUAUACAUAUGUAUAGCUAAAGCACAGCAAACCCAUUGAGAAACGAGUUGUGCUAGUAAUUAGAUUUCAGAACACGUCUGUUUAGCGCUAAGAUUUUAUCUUUUACUUUUUCCUACACAUGUGUGACGUGACGUAUUUUUAUACAAAAGAAAGCCCAACAAAACAAUCGCAUCGCCCACACACAAAACCUUGUAAAAUUCCUUGUGAAUACUAUUAUAUUAUAGAUAUCUACGUGCUUAAGAUCCCCCUAAAACUAAGUUGUAUAAACGUAAUGAGCAGAUUAAAAGAGUUUAUCAGAA
This is a messenger RNA of Drosophila miranda, 5001 nucleotides long. RefSeq names its product paired amphipathic helix protein Sin3a-like. The transcript has 9 exons. Gene Ontology annotation, cellular component: chromatin. The record is from RefSeq and is a predicted model, not a curated record. Lineage: Eukaryota; Metazoa; Arthropoda; Insecta; Diptera; Drosophilidae. Gene Ontology annotation, molecular function: transcription corepressor activity. Bases 102 to 4298 code for a protein of 1398 amino acids. Gene Ontology annotation, biological process: negative regulation of transcription by RNA polymerase II.